GCUCGGAGCCGGACGGACGCUCCUGGAAUCUCCUCGUGUUUUUCUUGAAGGCUUCAGGAGGAGGAGGAUGCUGCUGCUGCUGCUCAUACAAUGGAGAUGAAGCCUACUUUAGCAGCUCUGCUUCUGCUUCUGCUUGUCUCUUUUUGGCCUGCUUCAAGCCAGGAACUCAAUCCGAAAGGCAGGAACGUGUGUAGAGUAACUGGGACUCAGGGGUUUGCAUGUUGCAGUGGAUGGACGCAGCUUGGAGACGAGUGUUUAACACCUUUGUGCGAGGGUAAUUUCACCUGCAAGGAGAACGAGGUGUGCGUCCGACCCAACGAGUGCCGCUGUCGUCAUGGAUACUUCGGAGCGAGCUGCGACACCAAGUGCCCCCCUCAGUUCUGGGGUCCCGACUGCAAGGGCAAAUGCACGUGCCACCCUAACGGCAAGUGUGACGACGUAACCGGCAAGUGCACGUGCCACCCGAACCGCUGGGGUGAGAACUGCGAGAAGCCGUGCUCGUGCAAACAAGGCAAGUGCGACCAGGAGACGGGCAAGUGCACGUGCCACGCCGGCUUCUGGGGGCCCCAAUGCAGCAACAACUGUUACUGCAGCCUGAACUCGGUCUGCGACCAGACCACGGGACGCUGCCAGUGCUACCCAGGCUGGUACGGGCGCAACUGCGGCACCCAGUGCGCCUGCAACAACUCUCCGUGCGAGCAGUUUUCCGGACGGUGCCAGUGUCGCGAAAGGCUCUGGGGCCCAAACUGCGAUCGCUACUGCCAGUGCAUGAACGGGAAGUGCAACCAGGCCGAUGGCUCGUGCACCUGUAAACCGGGAUACAGGGGCAAGUUCUGCAGGGAGCCGUGCCCCGCCGGGUUCUACGGCCAGAACUGCAGGAACAAAUGCGGUCACUGUAAGGGUCAGCAGCCGUGUAAGGUCACGGAAGGUCGCUGCGUUACCUGUGAAAGAGGCUGGAACGGCACCAAAUGUGAUCAGAUGUGUGCGCCAGGCUUUUUCGGGGAGAACUGCAAAGACGAGUGCCCGCCGUGCAAGGACGGACAUUACUGCAACCGCAUCGACGGGAAGUGCUCCCACUGUAAUCCCGGCUGGAUCGGAGAUCGGUGUGAGGUCCGCUGUCCUAACGGCACAUACGGAGAAAACUGUGAGAACGACUGCAGUCACUGUUUUAAUGGAGAAUGCCACUUCGCUACAGGAGAGUGUCUCUGUGAUCCUGGAUUUUACGGGACUUACUGCAAUCUGACGUGUGAAUCCGGUCAGUUUGGAGUGAACUGCGCACAGACGUGUCCAUGCCACGAUAAGAACUGCAAUCCAGUAUCCGGAGCCUGCAAUCUGUAUCCGAACCAGCGAAUGGGAGUCAUCGCUGCAGCGACGUUGGUGUCUUUUCUGCUGCUGGUUCUGCUCUCUCUGCUCUUCUGCUGCUGCCUUUGCAGUAACAAAGAUCGUAAUAGUUCGGACCACGAUAACUCCACCGGCAGUAAGAAGGCCAAAAGAAUUCUGUGUGGACGAUUCAGCCGAAUUAGCACCAAGUUACCCAGAAUCCCUCUGCGCAGACAGAAGCUGCCGAAAGUUGUUGUGUCCCGUCAUGACCCUGAGAAUACCUUCAACUGCAGCUUCAUCGAGCCCCCCUCUGCUGCCGAGCACCCGACCCCAUCCUGGUCCUCCCAGGAGUCUUUCUCCUCUUUCGAGACGACCGAGGACGGUCCAGUUUACUGCGUACCACAUGAAGAUACCAUAAACGAGGGAAAUGCCAGACCAAGUCCUAAUGGCACUCCAGAGAGCGUAGUAGCCGUUAGCGAGGACGAUGCUAAAGAAUAUGCGUCUUUUAAAGACACGAAAACGACCACGAAGCAGCCAGUCAACGACGGCAGUGAGCAGCCCUUAUUGAAGUCAACAGACAGCGAGAGCUCCACCAGCGGCUCGGAGUCAGCCAUGGGGGCCCUCUAUGCCCGAAUCGCUCGCCUCUCUAAGCAUUCUAAAGAGGAUGAGGACAGUGGCAGUGUGACUGAAGCCAAACCUGACAAGGCUCCAUCCUCAGAGAAGACCAAACCCCGACCGCCAGACCCUUCCACCAAGCCGAAAGUGUCUUGGAUCCACGGGACCUCUGGUGCCAACCAGUCAGAAAAGGGUCCGGCACCAUCUCCACCCAAAGAAAUGCCUUCGACAGAGGGUUCUGGAAAGAAGGAGGAGAGACAUCGAUCCAAGGACAAGUCGAGCAAGAAAGCUGAUCAGAAAAAUGAGUCUCCAAGCAAGACCAAAUCCCACAUGGCUUCAGAUCCGAUCGACCACAUCAACGGAGCCGUUCAGAAUGCCUUAAAGAAGAUCGGAAAUUUCCACUUGGACAGGAAAGCAAGUGACACCACCAAAGAACCACCCAAGAGCCCAAAGAUCAUCCCGCCUAAUAUACAUUCAGAGGCCGCCACUCUUCUCGCUGCCCAGUUGAAAGAAAAAACCCAGAGCCUGAACCGAAAUGAAGGCCUCACUGUUGGAGUCAAACCCAACGGUAUGUCGACCCCCCAGGCAAACCGGGAGAAGCCGACACCACCCCAGAAGGCCAAGAGAUCAGUCGCUGCAGCAAACAAACCCCUCAUACCGACUUCAACCAACCUUCAAAAGAUGGUGGCUCCUGUAACGGACUCCACCACUCCUGAGCCCCAGACUCCAGGAAAGCCGGCCUUAAACGGGACCCAGGUAGGAGAUGCUGGAGAACCCACACCAAAGAAAACACCGAUUAAAAAGCCACCCAGAAAGCGAGGAAAGGAGGCUACGACGGAGAUGGAACCUAAGACCACACCAAAGACGGCGAUUAUGCCACCUCAGAUAAUCAAAUAGACAACGAAUGUGGAGAUGUCAGGCUGAACACACAGUGUCUGCCUGUAGUGAAUGAAGCCUUUAUAAACAACAC
Messenger RNA from Trichomycterus rosablanca, 2905 nucleotides. It is a transcript of the gene scarf2, whose product is annotated as scavenger receptor class F, member 2. The record is from RefSeq and is a predicted model, not a curated record. The transcript has 11 exons. Gene Ontology annotation, biological process: heterophilic cell-cell adhesion. The coding region runs from base 91 to 2832 and encodes 913 amino acids. Gene Ontology annotation, cellular component: focal adhesion. Lineage: Eukaryota; Metazoa; Chordata; Actinopteri; Siluriformes; Trichomycteridae. Gene Ontology annotation, molecular function: scavenger receptor activity.